AUGGGGAUCCCUGGACUCAUCAAUGCAAUUGGCCCGGGAGAGCGCAUUUCUCUUUCCAAGUUGGCAAUAACCCAUCUGGAACAGAAUGCAAGGCCCAUCCGAAUUGCGGUCGACAUCUCCAUAUGGCUAUUCCAGGUGCAGUCUGGUCGCGGAGGCAAGAACCCCGAAUUGCGAACCUUGUUCUAUAGGCUGCUCAAGGUUCUUUCCUUGCCAAUCCACCCGCUUUUUGUGUAUGAUGGACCUCACAAGCCGCCAUUUAAGAGAGGCAAGGCUGUGAGUGGUUCGGGAACUGCGCCCAUCAUCACACUCUCCAAGAGAUUGGUUGAUCUGUUCAAGUUUCCCCGGCACGAUGCACCAGGGGAGGCAGAAGCUGAAUGCGCAAGGCUGCAGAGAGCAGGCGUCGUCGAUGCGGUUAUGAGCAAUGAUGUCGACGCCUUAAUGUUCGGAUCUUCCUGGACCGUUAUGAAUUUUUCAAAGGAGGGCGGUAGUGGCACGGGUGCAGCGACUCACGUUACCUGCUACCGGAUGAGCAAUUCUCAGGACCAAGAACAUCCUCCUAACGUCAUACUUGACCGUUCCGGGAUGAUCUUGUUCGCAAUGCUUAGCGGAGGAGAUUACCUGCCUUCUGGUGUUACAAAAUGUGGUAGCAAACUUGCGGCAGAGAUCGCAAAGGCAGGGUUUGGCAAAGACUUAAUUGAUAUAAUUGAUUCGGAUGAACCUGACUUGAGCUCUAAAUUGAGUGAGUGGCGGGAAAGGCUCCAAGAUGAGCUCGAUGAAAAUAUCAGCGGUUACUUUCAAACAAAACACAAGGCGGUUAAAAUACCAGAAACAUUCCCGGAUCCGAGGAUUUUGGAAUUUUACGCGCGUCCCGUGGUAUCAAACGAUGAAGAAGUGGAAUUUCUGAAGCGUAAACUGGAAAACGCUUGGGAUGAAGAGGUUGACGCCAUGGAAAUCCGGAAGUUUGCUGCCGACGCUUUUGAAUGGAAUUAUCGUUCUGGGGCUAGGAAAGUUGUCAGGCUACUUGCAGAACCUCUUAUUUCACACAGACUUCGCCUUCAGCGGCCAGUAAUGGCGUGUCAUCAGAACCCUUCCUUCGAGUCGUAUACUGGAUUCCCGAUGAUGCAGAGCAUUUACAAGAGUCGGACAAGCUUUAGCACGGACGGUCUACUCGAGUACCAGGUGGAUAUGGUUCCCAUCGAUGUUGUCGGGCUAGAUUUGGAAGCCGAGGAACCCAACCCUCCUCUUCCUUUACCGGAAUCUGUGACGUCGGAAGACGAAGAAGAAGGCCAAGGCCAGGAUAGUCAGGAAGUGGUGGUGCAAGCGGUGGCUCAAUCACGCAAGAGAAUCCGGGUAGCAAAGCCCUACAAUCCUUAUGCCCCUGAGAAAGUAUGGGUAUUUGAGACUCUGGCGGUUAUCGGCAUCCCGGAAGUUGUAAAAAACUGGAAACGGGAGCAGGCUGAGUAUUUAUCUAUGUCAAAGAAAUCGACGAGUCGAAGGGCAACCGGCACGAAGAAGAAAGGACCUUUGGAUCCAGCAAUGAAAAGCGGGAGCAUUUUGAAAUACGGCACUCUGAAAAAGCCAAAGCCUGAGAUGGAUUCAUUCCAAAAGGCUCCCCUUCUUGGAGUGGCAGCUCCUACGACAUCGUCAAAUUGA
Messenger RNA from Monascus purpureus, 1653 nucleotides. Lineage: Eukaryota; Fungi; Ascomycota; Eurotiomycetes; Eurotiales; Aspergillaceae. The record is from the annotation of a GenBank genome assembly.